AUGGCUCUCAGCCCCCAAAUAACGAACCUGAUCAUCAUCUUUGGUAUGAUGCAGGUUUCAAAGAAGAUUCCCUUCGAUGACCCGAAUGUGCUCAACAUGUGCCGCGCCGCCUACCUGGCCAGCAACCUGAUCAUCCUGUGCAUCUCGCUCUACAUCAAAUCUGUCGUGGACAAGAAAAAGGACAUGACCACCCUCAAGUAUAUUGAGCCUGCCCCCCCAGGCUCGAGUGAGGAAGGCAAGCUUGUCACGACCACCGUCCAUGCCUACGAUGUUGAGCAGGUCAAGAUCCUCAUUAAGAGCCAGCUCUUUGGCAUCGGCAUGAUGGCAUUCAUGCACCUGUACCUCAAGUACACCAACCCGCUUCUUAUCCAGAGCAUUAUUCCCCUCAAGGGUGCUCUCGAGUCCAACAUGGCCAAGAUCCAUCUCUGGGGCAUGCCUGCCACGGGAGAUCUCAAGCGUCCCUUCAAGCAGCCGGGUGGCCUCCUGGGUGGCCUUUUUGGCCAGUCUGUGCAAGCCGACAAAAAAGCCGUUGAAGCUGCCGAGCGCGCUGGCCGUGGCGGCGUUAAGGAGGAGUAA
Molecule: messenger RNA, 576 nt
Organism: Thermochaetoides thermophila DSM 1495
Lineage: Eukaryota; Fungi; Ascomycota; Sordariomycetes; Sordariales; Chaetomiaceae
Product: putative inorganic phosphate transporter protein
Exons: 3
Coding region: 1-576 (191 amino acids)
Biological process (GO): protein targeting to ER
Cellular component (GO): mitochondrion; endoplasmic reticulum
Source: RefSeq, a predicted model, not a curated record